AAUGUGUUGUAUUGCUCAAUGUUGCAUCAAGUUUAUUUCAUCAUGAACUUGUGACUGAAUGUUUUUGUACUUCACCUUUGUCUUAGUUGUACUCUAACCUUUACACACCUCUUGCAUCAUGUAAUUUAAUGUGGAACAGUUGUCGUUUCUGAUUAUACACCUGUAAGAUAAUCGGUCAUGUAUGCACAGUCAUUCAGUCGUUUAUCAUAUCUCUCCUUCUGCAGCAAACCAGCACUUGGGAACUAUUGUGAACUUUGAGGAAUUCCCUUUGGGAAAGGGAAGGAAAUGGGAAUAGGGUGUGCUUUCCUUCUUUUCCGCUUGCCCUUGUUUUUGUCUUGGAAUGAAUCUGUCACCAUGUGGACGACUCUUAUGAAGUUAGACCUGACCUCUGUAUGCCUGGCUUUGUUUCUGGGCUUGAUCUUUAUGGUUCUGUUUGAGAUCUUGAGGAUUAAUUCCAACAGAGAUCAAAUUCCUCCUGGUCCCAGACCUCUGCCUUUCAUAGGAAUUUUACCACAUUUAGCAAAGAAACCAAUGGAGUUCAUAAGAACAGUGUCUCAGUAUGGAGAGAUUUCUACUUUGUAUAUCGGUAGGAAGCCAACAAUAGUCCUAAAUACUAUCCAGGUCACUAAGGAAGCAUUGGUUCAGGAAGCUUUUUCUGGAAGACCAUCUAUGCCUCUUAUAGAAUGGAUAACUAAUGGACUUGGUAUUAUAAUGGUCACGUUCGGUCACUCCUGGAGGCAGCAGAGACGCUUUGCUCUGCACACGCUCAGGAAUUUUGGCCUGGGGAAGAAAUCAGUAGAAGAUCGUGUGAUAGAGGAAAGCCGCUAUCUGAUUGCUGAAAUGCUGAAAGCAGAAGGCAAGCCUAUGAACCCCCAACAUGCCAUACAGAAUGCGGUUUCUAAUAUUAUCUGUUCCAUCGUGUUUGGAGAUCGCUUUGACUAUGAUAACAAACGCUUCUCAUACCUUCUAAAAAUCCUGAAUGAGAACUUCAUGCUCGUAGGGUCACCUGUGGGACAGAUUUUCAACUUAGCCCCCUUCAUCAAGCAUUUCCCUGGACCACACCAGAAGGUCAUGCGGAACGCCACUGAGUUAUUGGGUUUUAUUCAAGACGAAGUAAAAGAGCACAAGGAAACUCUGGAUCCAGACAGCCCGCGAGACUUCAUUGAUGCCUACCUGCUGGAGAUCGAGAAACAAAAGUCCAACAAGGACUCCACGUUUCAUGAGGAGAACAUGGUUAUGUCAACAGCUGACCUGUUUUUGGCUGGAACCGACACAACAUCGACCACCAUCAGAUGGGGGCUCAUCUUCUUGAUUCAAAACCCAGAUGUACAAGAGCGAUGUCAUGAGGAGAUUGUUCGGGUGCUGGGUUACGACCGUUUGCCCAGUAUGGAUGACCGUGACAAACUACCGUACACGUACGCCACUGUUCACGAGAUUCAGCGCUGUGCCAACAUUGUACCUUUAGGCGUGAUUCAUGAAACGAUUCGGCCCACAAAAUUACAAGGAUACGACAUCCCCCAGGGAACUAUGAUCAUGUCAAACCUAGAUGCAAUUCUCAGUAAUAAGAAGCACUGGAAACAUCCCAAAGCCUUUAACCCGGAGAAUUUCUUGGAUGAGAACGGGAACUUCUGCAAACCAGAGUCUUUCAUCGCCUUCUCACUGGGUCCGAGGGUUUGUCUCGGGGAGACUCUGGCGAGGACGGAGCUCUUCUUGUACAUCACGUCUCUCCUACAGCGGAUUCAUUUCUCCUGGCCGCCUGAGCCACAGUCCAUAGACAUGGAUGGGAUCAUGGGUAUCGUCCGCUAUCCUCAGACCUACAAUGUUGUCUGCCGCAGCAGAGAUACUAAGGAUUACUGUGAUGCCUACCUGCUGGAGAUGGAGAAACAAAAGUCCAAUGAGGACUCCACGUUUAAUGAGGAGAACAUGACUAUGUCAACACUUGACCUGUUUCUGGCUGGAACCGACACCACAGCGAACACCAUCAGAUGGGGGCUCAUCUUCUUGAUUCAGAACCCAGAUGUACAAGAGCAAUGUCACAAGGAGAUUGUUCGGGUUUUGGGUUACGACCGCUUGCCCAGCAUGGAUGAUCGUGACAAACUACCGUACACGUACGCCACUGUUCAUGAGAUUCAGCGCUGUGCCAACAUUGUACCUCUUGGAGUGACUCAUGAGACGACUCAGCCCGUAAAACUACGAGGAUACGACAUUCCCAAGGGAACUAUGGUCAUGACAAACCUAGCAGCAAUUUUCAGUGAUAAGAAGCACUGGAAACAUCCCGAUGCUUUUAAUCCAGGGAAUUUCUUGGAUGAGAACGGGAACUUCUGCAAACCAGAGUCUUUCAUUGCCUUCUCACUGGGUCCGAGGGUCUGUCUUGGGGAAACGCUGGCGAGGACGGAGCUCUUCUUGUACAUCACGUCUCUCCUACAGCGGAUUCAAUUCUCCUGGCCGCCCGAGCCACAGUCCAUAGAUAUGGAUACGAUCAUGGGUGUUUUUCACUUUCCUCAGAGUUUCAACAUUGUCUGCUGUAGCAGAGAUACUAAAGAGUGACCAUCAGUAACAUGAAACAUCACACAGACAUCAAGACAUUUCUGUAAAAAAAAACCAAACAAACAAAAAAAAGUUUUCCAGUUUUUCACUUGACAUUAAUGUAUGAUAACAGUUUUGAAUAUUUAAACACAACUAUAUUUUUGUGUUCAUGUAAUCAAAAAUUACAUUCAAAUUUUUGACAAUUUUUAUUAUAAUCGUUUUAUUACAAAUGCAUGUAUUUUGUUGUAUAAUAAAGUGUGUGCACAUGUAGUUUUAUUAGAUUUGAAUAGCAAAACUUUUACUUUUAAAAUGCAA
Labeo rohita (rohu) is the source of this 2841-nucleotide messenger RNA. RefSeq names its product cytochrome P450 2B15-like. Gene Ontology annotation, biological process: xenobiotic metabolic process. Gene Ontology annotation, molecular function: iron ion binding; oxidoreductase activity, acting on paired donors, with incorporation or reduction of molecular oxygen, reduced flavin or flavoprotein as one donor, and incorporation of one atom of oxygen; heme binding. Gene Ontology annotation, cellular component: cytoplasm; intracellular membrane-bounded organelle. The transcript has 15 exons. NCBI's taxonomy places the organism in Eukaryota, Metazoa, Chordata, Actinopteri, Cypriniformes, Cyprinidae. The record is from RefSeq and is a predicted model, not a curated record. Bases 286 to 2547 code for a protein of 753 amino acids.